Messenger RNA from Cottoperca gobio, 1373 nucleotides. It is a transcript of the gene rbmx2, whose product is annotated as RNA binding motif protein X-linked 2. Gene Ontology annotation, cellular component: U2 snRNP; catalytic step 2 spliceosome; precatalytic spliceosome. The coding region runs from base 81 to 1208 and encodes 375 amino acids. Gene Ontology annotation, biological process: mRNA splicing, via spliceosome. The transcript has 6 exons. Gene Ontology annotation, molecular function: RNA binding. The record is from RefSeq and is a predicted model, not a curated record. Lineage: Eukaryota; Metazoa; Chordata; Actinopteri; Perciformes; Bovichtidae.
GCGGCAGCAGAGGCGGGAAUUCAUCCAGGAAGUGGCUGAAAAUCAAUUUCCACCAUCGCAUCGUUUCUAUCCCGUUCACCAUGAAUCCGCUAACGAAGGUGAAGCUGAUCAACGAGCUGAACGAGCGUGAGGCGAGUCUCGGGGUGAACGAGUCCGUUUCCUGGCACACGGAGUACAAAGACAGCGCCUGGGUGUUUGUCGGAGGAUUUCCAUACGAGCUGACUGAAGGAGACAUCAUCUGCGUCUUCUCUCAGUACGGAGAGAUCGUAAACAUCAACCUGGUGCGAGACAAGAAGACGGGGAAGUCCAAAGGUUUCUGCUUCAUCUGCUUCGAGGACCAACGCAGCACCGUCCUGGCUGUGGACAACUUCAACGGCAUCAAGAUUAAAGGUCGGACAAUUCGUGUGGAUCACGUUAAAGACUACCGCCCCCCCAAAGACUCGGAGGACAUGGACGACAUCACCAAGAGUCUGCGGGAGGAAGGCUGCGCCCCUAAAACACACAUGUCCUCCUCAGAGGAAGAGGAAGAGGAAGAGGAGCAGUACAACAUCCCCGUGAAAAAGUCCAAAAAAGACAAGAAAGAGAAGAAGAAAAAGAAGAAGGAGAAGAAGGAGAAGAAGAAGGACAGGGCGACGUGCUCCUCCUCUUCCUCACCACCUCCUGCUGUCAGAGUCAAAGAGGAGAAGGAGGACGGCGCCUACGACAAGUACAACCAGAGGGGGGCGCCACCGGGAGAGAACGGGGAGAGAGCGAGGGAGGAGAGGAAGAGGGAGGGAGACAGGAGGAGGGAGACAGACAGGGAGAGGGAGACAGACAGGGAGAGGGAGACAGACAGGGAGAGGGAGAGGGAGACAGACAGGGAGAGGGAGACAGACAGGGACAGAGAGGGAGACAGGGAGAGGGAGACAGACAGGGAGAAGGAGACAGACAGGAGGAGGGAGACAGACAGGCAGAGGGAGACAGACAGGGAGAGGGAGACAGACAGGCAGAGGGAGACAGACAGGAGGAGGGAGACAGACAGGCAGAGGGAGACAGACAGGCAGAGGGAGGGAGACAGGAACUUUGGGAGGAAAAGAGAAUUUGACCGCGACAGAGAGAGCGACAGAAGAAGGGAGACAGACAGAGCGAGAGAGGGAGACAGGAGGAGGGAGACAGACAGGGACAGAGAGGGAGACAGGAGGAGGGAGACAGACAGACGUAAACACUGAGGCUGGAGGAAACUGAAAACAUUUCUCUCGUUUGUGAUUUAACAGGUGAAAAAAACGUAAUCUUUGAAUUUGGGUUAAAUUUUCAAAAAAUGAGGAAAUAAUAAAAAUCUUUUUCUUUAAAUGUAUUUAAAAAUGUUUCCAGGUUAAAUAAAAAGUAUAAAUGAA